AUGUUUCAUUUUAAUCUGAAGCAAGGUUAUCACCAUAUUGAUAUAUUCGAAGAACAAACUUAUCCUGAAUUUUCUUGGAAAUUUGAAGGGAUAACAAAACAUUUCAUAUUCACUGUUCUACCUUUUGGCUUAACUUCUGCCCCAUUUUAUUUUUACAAACGUAAAGCGUUGUCUGGAGUCGCAAGUUCAUACGAAACAUGUUUAAUUGAGUCGGAAUUUGUUCAGGGGACUUUAUUUAAAAGCGGAUUCGUUGUUAACAACGAUAAAAGUGUCUGGAAUCCACAAAAAGAAGUAAUCUGGUUAGGCGUUAAAGCAGAUUUGCAUAGAAAUGCUUUUACUAUCCCUCAAAUACGAGUUAACUCUAUCUUAGAUUGUAUAAAUAAGGCCAUUCAAAACUUCCCAUAUUCAAUAGCGAGAAAUUUAGCAAGGCUGUGUGGCAAAAUUGUUUCUACAAAAUUUGUUGUGAAAGAAUUAAUUCAGUUAAAAACUAGAAAUUUAUACAAAAUCAUUAAUGCAGAAAUGUCUAGGGAUUCUCGAAUUAAUCUGAAGAAAAAGAUCAGGCUAUUAAGGAAAUUAUCUUUUGACGUGAUAAUUUUGAAAUGUUUAACAAAAGAGAAAUCAUUCCCUACAGAAUUCCGCAAAUUGAUUUCCACAUGGCGGAAAUUAUAUGCAAUUCUGUUCACAUUAGAAACAUUCAAAACCAUAUUAAAAGGAAAAAUUAUAAAUUGGGAAUCGGACAAUUUCGCAGCUAUUAUAAUAACAAAAUCAGGUAGUGCAAAAUCCCAGCUACAAGAAAUAGCUGAACGUAUUUUCAAAAUCGGUUUUGAUUAUUCUAUCGAUAUCAAUAUAUCAUGGAUACCUGGAAAAGAAAAUCGUUUGGCAGAUAAAAUAAGUAAAUAUUUUGACUACGAUGAUUGGCAAACUACAGAAAAGUGUUUCAAUACACUGAACAGAUUAUGGGGGCCCCUGACAAUUGACCGAUUUGCAGACCACGAGAAUGCGAAAACGCCAAUAUUUAAUUCACGAUUUUGGUGUCCCAGAACAGCGAUCGUCGAUGCGUUCAUUGUCGCGUGGGGAAACGAAAAUAAUUACUUAAUCCCGCCUACGUCAUUAGUGAGCAGAACUUUAAGUCACAUGGAGGCGUCGAAAGCCAUAGGUGUGCUAGUUGUUCCAUACUGGAAAUCUGCAAAAUUCUGGCCGUUAUUAAUCAACUCAGAUUCGAAAUUUAAAACGUUUGUCAAAGAAUACCGUGUUUUUAAGAUCCCUAGCGAUUAUGUCAGCAGGAUUGCAGAUCCCUACUGCUGUGAAAACACAAUCGUAAAAAGUGUAAACAGAUGGGCAGUCAAGCCCAAGUUUAAGAGGAAGGUAGCAUUAGCAGGAGUGCAGAUGGCUACUGGAUAUAAACUUUGGGUUGCUUAA
Molecule: messenger RNA, 1419 nt
Organism: Hydractinia symbiolongicarpus
Lineage: Eukaryota; Metazoa; Cnidaria; Hydrozoa; Anthoathecata; Hydractiniidae
Exons: 4
Coding region: 1-1419 (472 amino acids)
Source: RefSeq, a predicted model, not a curated record